This is a messenger RNA of Scleropages formosus (Asian bonytongue), 1492 nucleotides long. RefSeq names its product tetraspanin 11 (gene tspan11). The transcript is spliced from 10 exons. NCBI's taxonomy places the organism in Eukaryota, Metazoa, Chordata, Actinopteri, Osteoglossiformes, Osteoglossidae. Gene Ontology annotation, cellular component: plasma membrane. The coding region runs from base 316 to 1275 and encodes 319 amino acids. The record is from RefSeq and is a predicted model, not a curated record.
UCAUACAAUACACACCCAUUCUUUUUCUAACGGAUCAGAACGGAUCAUCAGCCCGCCGAAGGUGUCCGGUUCCAGGUGCCGUCCAACCUGACAGUGUGUGUGCGGAUGACGAUGUGGCUCUGCUUCCUCGUGAACUCCGUCCGACCCCCAUCAUCUCCUCCCUGAGCCGGACGACCGAGGAGCAACAAGCCAAGGCGCCGCUGCAGCUGCGCGCGCCGCACUCACGUCACGGGACGGCGCUGGAAAGAGCACGAAACGUCGCUUUUUAACACACACACACACGCGCGCGCGCGAACAUCGUGUGCCGGCGCAGAGAUGUCUCGCCUGUACAAGGAUGAUCAGGGCGACUGGCUGACGGUGUGUCUGAAGUACCUGCUGUUUGUUUUCAACUUCCUCUUCUGGGUGGGUGGAGCUGCGGUGAUGGCAGUGGGCAUCUGGACGCUGAUAGACAAGAGCGACUACCUGAGCCUGCUGGCUUCCAGCACCUUCGCUGCGUCGGCCUAUAUCCUCAUCCUGGCAGGGGGCCUGGUCAUGGUCACUGGCUUCCUGGGCUGCUGCGCUGUCAUCCGGGAGCAGAGGAGCUGUCUGUCCGUGUACUUCUCCUGCCUGCUGCUCAUCUUUCUGAUCGAGCUCGUGGCUGGGGUGCUGGCGUACGUCUAUUACCAGAAGCUCAGCGACGAGCUGAAACAGCACCUGAACCGGACCAUGACGGAGAACUACGCCCAGCCGGAGAAGGACUCCAUCACUCAGGCCGUUGACAGGCUCCAGCAGGACUUCAAGUGCUGCGGCAGCAACAGCUCCUCAGACUGGCUCCACAGUAUGUAUGUGUCCUCGCCGGAAUCGGGUGGUAGACUGGUCCCUGACAGCUGCUGCAAAACUAUCACGCACCGCUGUGGCCGGAGAGACCAUCCCUCCAACAUCUAUAAAGUUGAGGGAGGCUGCAUCACCAAACUGGAGCAAUUCCUUGCUGAUCACCUCCUCAUCGUUGGGGCCGUGGGAGUCGGAGUGGCCUGUCUGCAGCAGGCUGAGCACUUACGCACCGAGUGUCCUGAUGUACCUGUGCGACUGACCCCGCCCUCUCUGUGUCGCUCACCUUGUCCCUCUGCAGCUGGCCGGCGCCGUCCUCACCGCCUGCUUCAUCUAUCUGCUCUACAAAGAAGAGGAGGAGGACUUCUCGUACGUGUGAUUGGUUAUCCCGUGUCACUCAGCACGCCAGGGGCGGGACCAGGUCUCUGGAAUGAUUUUUUUAAAUUGUUGCCUGUACAGAAGAAUUAAACUGGAUCCACACAGAAGACCCCGGUGCCGCUACUCCCCUCGGGAUGACCCUUGACCCCUGGACGUCCAGUCAGUGGCUGUCCUGCAGCCCUGUGUUCCAACUCAGGCUAUGACUGAUUUUGCUCUCAUUGACCAUCAGUUCCUCUUGACCUUGCCUGUUUAUUUAUUAAGAUACUUCCCCUGAUCAAGUGAUCUUGACUCCACGAGCAGGUCGGGG